AUGGAGUUGGUGAGGUGCGAGGUGGCUCCCGAAUCUAGUAACCAGUUACUAGAGUUGUUGUCGGAAGUGGAAACCAAAGCUGUGCGAGAGGAUGGAACAUAUUGGAAAACUGGUGUGUUGGACGACGGACGACUUGAGCUGGAUGUAGCCGAGUAUUGUCUGCUGGAGUUAGAUGCAGCAGGGUAUGCUCUACCUGUGCUUUGGCUAGCCAGCUUGCCUCUAAUUGAAACAAACUAUUCGUGCGAGCUAGUAAAAGUAGUUCAAAUAAAAAUGCUUUCUUUAAUGAAACUGCUAUCCCUUUUUCUCCUCAUCGUAGCGGUGGCGCCGCCGGCCGCCGUGGACGGCCAGCUGAAGGUAGGGUUCUACAGCCAGAGCUGUCCAUUGGCCGAGAGUCUCGUCAAGAAGACGGUGGCAUCUGCCUAUGCCAACAACCCCGGCGUCGCUGCCGGCCUCAUUCGAAUGUUCUUCCACGAUUGCUUCGUCAGGGGCUGCGACGCUUCCGUCCUAAUAGAUUCGACCAGUAGCAACUUAGCAGAAAAAGACGCUCCCCCCAAUAACCCAAGCCUCCACGGCUUCGGAGUAAUUGACGCCGCCAAAUCCGCCGUCGAAGCCAGAUGCCCCAACACCGUCUCCUGCGCUGACAUCAUCGCCUUCGCCGCCCGAGACUCCUCCGCCCUCACCGGCAACAUUUUCUACGAUAUCCCCUCCGGUCGCCGCGACGGCAACAUAUCCUUAUUCACCGAUGCCCUCGCCAAUCUCCCCUCCCCUCUCUCCAACGCCUCCACUCUCGUCAAAGCCUUUGCGGCAAAAAACCUCACUGCCGAUGAGCUUGUCACGCUGUCCGGGGCCCACUCCAUUGGGGUUUCCCAUUGCUCAUCUUUCAGAAACAGGAUCUAUAAUUUCAGCUCGAUUAGUCAGGUGGACCCCACGCUGAGUGCUGCUUAUGCGGUGCUGUUGCGGUUGGCUUGCCCUUUUAAUAGUUCCUUGUCGGGAAAUACGACGGUGGCGAUGGAUGUUAUGACGCCGACGGUGCUGGACAAUGCAUAUUACGUGGGGGUUCAAAGGGAGCUUGGGCUAUUCACAUCGGACCAGGCAUUAUUGACGCAGACUAGUUUGAGCGCCGCGGUGAAUGCUAACGCAGGGAAUGGAGCAGGGUGGGCUGUCAAGUUUGCAAGGGCGAUGGUGAAGAUGGGGAAUACUGAGGUGAAGACGGGACAGCAGGGGGACAUCAGGAAGAAUUGUCACGUAGUGAAUACUGCGAGUACUCUUUGGAACAAAGGAGCGGAGAAAGAGGCGGAAGGCGAGUCGUCUUUGGUGGCAAACAUGUGAGAGAUGAGUGAGC
This is a messenger RNA of Dendrobium catenatum, 1342 nucleotides long. RefSeq names its product peroxidase 5-like. Bases 1 to 1329 code for a protein of 442 amino acids. Gene Ontology annotation, biological process: hydrogen peroxide catabolic process; response to oxidative stress. Gene Ontology annotation, cellular component: plasmodesma; plant-type cell wall. Lineage: Eukaryota; Viridiplantae; Streptophyta; Magnoliopsida; Asparagales; Orchidaceae. The record is from RefSeq and is a predicted model, not a curated record. Gene Ontology annotation, molecular function: heme binding; peroxidase activity. The transcript has 4 exons.